CAGGUGGUAUCCAUGGCAACAGGAGAAUGAUCAGAAAUCCGAAGAAAGGUGAAGGAGAGUCUGGGACAACAUUCACUGGUGAACAAGAAACAUACGAUCCAGAAACGUUUGUAGCAGGACCUGUUAAAAAGGGUACUAUGGUUUUGAUACAUGGUGAAGUUGUACACAAAAGUGAGAAGAAUCUAUCACAGAAUUCUCGCCAUAUCUACACGUUUCAUUUGUUUGAUCAACAUGAAACAGAAUAUAGCAAAGAAAACUGGUUACAGCCAACAGAAAAAAUGCCUUUUCCACAUUUGUAUACCUGAGGGAUGUGAGAUUUCUGUGAAUGAGGGUUGUGUUUAUCAGACAUCUAUUGUAAACAGUGCAACAAUGUAACCAGAUAUAUGAGGAAUGUAGCGGCACGCAGUACUAAAGGAUACGCUUUACCAUGUAUGAACAGACAGACAGAUAGAUGAGAAUUUCCUCUUUGUUGGUUGUGAUAUCAAUUUCUGGUUUUAUUUACUAGGAUGAAUACUGGCAUCUGGAAAAGUGUAUGGUAUUAGUGUAAAAGCACAUAUGUUUGCUGAUUCAAAAUUUUGCAAAUUUGAAAUUUUGAGUAUGUUCGCGAGGUUUAAUAUUGGCCAAAAUUUAAAAAAAAGUAUUCUUCUUGAAUAAGAAUUAUACUAAAUGAUGAGUAUUUGUGCAAGGAAUAAUUUUCACAAGUUGUAGGGCCUCGCAAAUAAGCGGAAAUUUAACUCUGGCGAAAAUUUCUGCUUUUACAGUAGUGUUUCAUAUCACCUGAUCAUUCUUAUAUUAUGGUCACAAAGAUUUACAGUCAACUCGUCCCCCAGUCAACUCGUCCCCAAUUUGGUCAUUUCGUCCCUCUCGGCGAUUUCAAAUUGGUCAUUUCGUCCCCCCAUUUUCGGCCCCCUAUUUAAAACGUAUUUUUGAAAAAAAAAAAAAUUAUGAUGAAUUAAGUCGGUUUUUUUCAAAUAAGUAUAUUUUAUGCUAAAAAUAUACACAAGUUUUCGUUUGUUUGAAAAACAUUUUGCUUUAAAAAUGAUCAAUUUAACAAGGAGGAUUUUCUGUUGUUUUUUUUUUCCUGUUUUAUCUUUUCUCUUUGUUUUUGUAAGUCUGCUAUGUUGGACAACAUGAUUGCUAUUUAAAUGUCCGUAUUUGAUGCUGCUUACUUUCAAACUCUUGAUUAAUUUGAAUAAGAUUAAACUUUUUAUCAAACUUUUUUUAUAACAAAUAAUUUCCUGACUCCAAUCAACUAUUAACACAUUUAAUUCUACUAGGGGAAAAAUUUGACACAUUUCAUCCGGUCAAUCAACAACUUCUCAUGCAAUUAAAUACCAUUAACACCUUCAAAUCAGCCCAAUCAACGCCUUUUAAUGUGAUUAAUAACCUUUAACACCUUUCGUAUGCAGGUAUAUGCUCAUUCUACUUUUUUAGAAACUACUGUCUCCCUACUUCUAAGUAUUUAUUUUUUAUUUUAAUGCCAAAAAUGAAUAUGAAGCAUGCUUGGUUAUUUUUAGUAAAACAUAUGUGACAGAUAUUAGUUGUUUAUUUAUUCUUUAUUGUAUUUCUAAUUAAAACUUUCUUUUAUUAUGACCAGGGAUAAGGAUUUAUUGCUCUCUCUUUUCUUACUAUGAUUUUUAAAAAGUUAAUUAGAUUUUCUAUUAUAUUAUAUUUUUAUUACUAAGGGCAUUGAAUUCUUUUUCAUAUUUUAUUUCAGUUAAUUGUCAUAUAUUUUCAGUAUAUUUUUUAUUAUUAUUUUAUCAAACCUAAUUAUUUAAAGUUAACCAUUUCCAAUAUAACUCCUUCAAAACUCACGAUGAUUUUGAAUACAAGUUUUCAAAGUCAAAAAUAUCAUAAAAAGCAAAACGUGCCUAAAAUAAUAAUAGGGACAAAAUUACCAAAUGGGGGACGAGUUGACCAAAAUGGGGACGAGUUGACCAAAUUUUAUCAUGAGUGGGACGAAAUGACCAAUUCUGGGGGACGAAAUGACCAAAUCGGGGCCGAGUUGACUGGUGGUCGAGUUGACUAGGGGACGAGUUGACUUGAUACCGUCACAAACAGGUAAAUAGUUUUCCCAAUAUAUUCUAUAUAAAACUGACAUUUUUUAAAGAGCUACCAAACAUAGCUAGACCCAUUUCAGAAAACAAAUCCUUACCUUAUUUUAAAGAGUUAUGAUAAAACUGAUACAAAAUGAAGAGAAAAGUAGGGGUCAUGUAUCUUCUAAGAGAGAUUUCUCUGGUCACAUUUGCUUACUGUAAACUGACAUCAAAAUCACACUGCUGUGACCUGGAAGUACUACUCUUACUAAAAUUGAGCUUCACUUCACCAAAUACAACUUGCUCUCCCAUUUUUCCUACCAACAUGUCAAAAAUACACCCACAAGGAAAUUUAAACAGAAACUAGCUUUAAUUUAGACCUCCGAUGCCAUACCAAGUGAAAAAUUAGUGUUCAAAUACCUGGCAGCCAUUACGCACCUAGACCAGAUGGCUCCCACGCUGGUUCCUUUAGUUUAGUUAGGCCUUAUUUUACAUGUGUAGAGCAACAGUACAUGGAAAUGUCUGUUUGUUGGGUAGAUGUUCUUACUUCGGAAAACAUCAUUAUCAUUCAUGCCAUUGAAUUGUUUAGUGAUAUUAUUAAUAAUUCAUUCAUUUCUUUUAUUUUGAAGUUUUUUUAAAUGUUCAUAUUGAUUGACACAAUGUAUAUUUAUACUGAUGCAGCUUACAGAUAUAUUUUAUAUGAACAUUAACUGAAUUGUUAUUGGUUUUAAGAUCUCAUUUUAAACAGGUCAGGUGUACAGGGUAUUUUUUGUUUAUUUGUAGAACAAACAUAUUUUUAUAAGGUUUUGCCAAAGGUUAUAAAGCAGUGUCCGGAAAUCGGGUAUAAACAUCAGUAUCUGACUUAUUGCAUUGGAACAGACUUCAAAAAUUGCCCAGUGGUAUUAUCUAGUCUGGACUCCAAAGCAUUACUGACUAUCCUAGUUGCUUUGUCUCUACUUAAGGAACUAACUCAGGUAUAUCUAUAGUGUUCAGUGUACUUGUACCUAUUAUUGCAAAGUGUGUACAAAAACAGUUAAAAUUGUAGUCAUUUUGGAUCGAAACAGCACGUUUUGUAUAAUAUUUUAUUUGCAUGUACGUGAAAAUAAACUUUAUUUUAAUCAUA
Messenger RNA from Mercenaria mercenaria, 3159 nucleotides. RefSeq names its product phytanoyl-CoA dioxygenase domain-containing protein 1-like. Bases 27 to 305 code for a protein of 92 amino acids. The transcript is spliced from 3 exons. The record is from RefSeq and is a predicted model, not a curated record. Lineage: Eukaryota; Metazoa; Mollusca; Bivalvia; Venerida; Veneridae.